Molecule: messenger RNA, 2354 nt
Organism: Gaeumannomyces tritici R3-111a-1
Lineage: Eukaryota; Fungi; Ascomycota; Sordariomycetes; Magnaporthales; Magnaporthaceae
Exons: 2
Coding region: 519-2087 (522 amino acids)
Biological process (GO): transmembrane transport
Molecular function (GO): transmembrane transporter activity
Source: RefSeq, a predicted model, not a curated record
CGCCUGCAGAUCUGUGCUAGCCGGGAAUGGGCGAGGUUGCUUGACUUGGUUUACAGUCUGGUCUGUUUCCCUUCCUGAGCGAGGCUUACUUUAAGCUUGUGCCGUACCCUCUUUUUAAUUCACCCCCGCAGGGCCACUUUCAGUUCCUCCUUCAUUUCGACGCUCGAGCGCGAACCCAGAGCCGCAAGCCCGACUUGGAAUUUUCUUCCCGUCAGGCUUCUCUCCCUGCUUUAAGAAGGAAGGCACUGGCCAGCCGCCAACGCCCGCGCCCGGCAUCUUCUCGCAGCUGAGCCCUGCACGAGCUGUCCACCCACACCACUCCGGCUCUGUUGUCGCUGACGAGUUCAGCCCGCCAAGAAAGAGGCUGCCCAACAGCGCUGAACUGCCGGCGCUAUCGAUUGACCGACUGUUUUAGCCGCGGUCGAGAGAAUCUCCCGACUGGCGCGCGUGCUUUCUGUAAGGGGAUUGAGGGUCCAAGUAAAUUCGGAGGAGCUUUCUCUUGAACAAAAACAGCUGCAAUGUCGGACGCCAAGGAGCAAGCACCGCAAGGUGUGGCCGACGAGCCACCCGUCGAUAACGCCGCCAAGCCCGCCCCAGCGGAGCCCACGGCGGCCCCCGUGGUAGCGUCGGGACCCGGGUUCGAGCGGCCUGGGGGCUGGAUGUACAAGCGGUGGAAGGUGGCGGGGCGCAAGUUCAACAUCUGGUACGCGUCGCCCAAGGCGCAGCUGCUCGUGGUGUCGAUGGUGUGCUUCCUGUGCCCCGGCAUGUUCAACGCCCUCACGGGCCUGGGCGACGGCGGGCUCAGCGACAACGCGAGCGUGCAGGCAAAGGCAAACACGGCCCUCUACUCGACCUUUGCCGUCGUCGGCUUCUUUUCGGGCACCUUCGCCAACCGGCUCGGCAUCAAGGCCACCACGGCCCUCGGCGGCCUCGGCUACUGCAUCUACGCCGCCAGCCUCCUGACGUACAAGCACACGCAGAACGGCGGCUUCUGCAUAUUCGCCGGCGCCUUCCUCGGCGUCUGCGCCGGCCUGCUGUGGUGCGCCCAGGGCGCCAUCAUGAUGUCGUACCCGCCCGAGUCGCAAAAGGGCCGCUACAUCAGCUGGUUCUGGGUCAUCUUCAACCUCGGCGCCGUCGUCGGCGCCUUCAUCCCGCUCGGCCAGAACGUCAACAACAUCACGGGCCCCGCCACCGACGGCACCUACAUCGGCUUCAUCGUGCUCAUGGUGCUCGGCGCCACCCUGGCCCUCUUCCUCUGCAACAGCACCGACGUGGUGCGCGAGGACGGGUCCAAGGUCAUCGUCAUGAAGAACCCGUCGUGGCAGUCCGAGAUCUGGGGGCUCUGGGAGGUGCUGAUCGAGGCGCCCUGGAUCGUCGCCCUCUUCCCCAUGUUCUUCUCGUCCAACAUCUUCUACGCCUACCAGCUCAACAACAUGAAUGGUGCCCUCUUCAACACCCGCACCCGCUCUCUCAAUAACCUGCUCUACUGGCUCGGCCAGAUCUUCGGCGCCAUCUUCAUGGGCUACGCCCUCGACUUCCCGGGCGUCCGCCGCUCCAUGCGCGCAAAGAUCAGCUUCGGCGUCCUCUUCGCCCUCACCUUUAUCAUCUGGGGCGGCGGCUGGGCCUUCCAGAGCAAGCAGCCGACGCGCGCCUUCGUCAAGGCCAAGGACAGCCCCUACGUGCACAUUGACUGGACCGACGGCGGCGAGCACUACAUCGGCCCGGCCUUCCUGCUCAUCUUCUACGCCGUCUACGACGCCGUCUUCCAGACCUCCAUCUACUGGUACAUGGGCGCCCUGUCCAACUCGGGACGCAAGACGGCCAACAUGGCCGGAUUCUACAAGGGCAUCCAGUCUGCCGGCGCCGCCGUCUUUUGGAGCCUGGACGGCGUCAACCAGCUCGAGUUUAACACCAUCUUUGGUGCUACUUGGGGUCUCCUGGCGGCCAGCAUUCUCAUCGCCGCCCCCAUCAUCUUCCUCAAGAUCAAGGACACGGUCCCGGUCGAGGAGGAUCUGAAGAACACGGACGAGAACAUCGAGGACGUCGUUGCGCCGGGAGCGGUCGCUGAGAAGAAGGUCGAUGUCUAAGGAAUUUUUGCGAGGCCCUGUACAUCGCCGCAUUAAUUGUUCUCAUACCGAUUCCAUCGCGGCCUUGACGAUCCAUAUACCUUAAUAGUCUGUAGCUACGCGCCCCGGCGCUGAUUUCUCAUGUCUACUCGUGUCUAGGAACCGGAUCGCGGGCUUGAAUAGCCUGGAGUGGCGUGGGCUGUAGGGCUGUAGGCAGUUACAAUACCAGGCAGACGUAUCGAAAUGUCUCGAAGAGAGGUCAUGAUAUGUGUGUUCUGUUGAGAAGUG